CCUACCGCCUGCCGACAGGGACCCUCUGCGGCCACCUGCAACGCCUCCUGCUGAGUGUAGGUGCAGGAACACGUCUGAGUUAGAUUAGGCUGCAAGCUGGGGAAAGAAGGGAAAUCCGCUACCCCCAGGCUCACCGAAGUCUCCAAGAGCAAAGAGAAAUAAGUGGUUAUUAUUGGACCAUCCUUGGGGUUUCCUGUCCUGUGUUUGUGGAAGUCAGAGAUCACAAAGGCUGGCUCCAAAGCGGGAGGUCGCCCGUUGUGUGUUUUGUUUGGCCUGCUGUAGCGUUUUAAGUAUUUGAAAAUGCAUUCCGAAGUGUUUGGAAUCGCGUUUGUUUAGCCCCCACUCCUCUCUCUCAAUCUCUCGUUAACCGAAUUUGAAUUCGCUGCCAACAUUUAAACCAGGAAAGUUUGCCUGAUAAUCCAGAUUUUUGGCUUCUCGUGGGGAACUGGAAGGGCCGACUGCACUGGGCCUGCCUCUGGCAUUCCACCAGCCUGGCCCAGGCACCUGCCCUUCCUAGACAGGCUCACCUGCCCCUGUCAUCUGGUCACAUGCUAUCCACCAGCCUGGCUCUGCCAGCAGCUGUCUGUGGACCAUCUGCCGUGCUCCCUCUAGUGUCAUCCUAUGUGAUAAGAGGUGACUGGUGUUUGUGGGUUUUGAGCCCCACCCUGUCAACUCCGUUGUUCUCUGUGGGUUCUUUUCCACCUGUUCUCAGAGCAGCUCAGUGAGCCCUGGGAGAGGGUUGGGAGCCAGAGGAUUGGCAAGGCCCUGGGGCCAGGAGUCAGAAAACCUGAUUCUGGCCUUUCCUUGGUCACUGGCUCACAGUGUGUCCUUGGGCCUGGCCUACCCUUAGUGGGCCUCAGUGCCUCACUCGUCAUGGGAGAGCCUGGGCUAUCUCAGGAAGCACCAUGGGGCCAGGCAGGUGGCAUCAGGGGUGCAGUGGGCCUGGGAGAGUGUGGCGAGCUGGGGCCAGUGCCUUAUCUAACGGAGGCAGCUGCUGCUCAGCCCCAGCUACUGCGUGCCAGGCACAAUUGGCUCAUGUUGCCAGUGUGACAUUUCAAGAGAUAGAAGAUGUUCAGAUAUUUACGUGAAAUCUCUUACUUUUUUUGUUGUUUACGGUUUUUAAUCACAAUUUAAAUGUGUAAAACUACUGCCAGAGCCAAACGAAACACACUGGUGGGCCCCUCGUUGGCAGCCCUGGCAUCAGAUAAUUGCUAGGCUCUUUGCACCCCACACUCCAGGACUCACUCCUGCUCACAGAGCAAGUUAUUGAGGAGUUGGUCUUAGAUUCCAGGUUUUCAGGUCUAAGACUCUAUUGUGAGUCAUGAGAACUGAUUUUAAAAGUCCUGGCCCCUCCAUUGCUGGCGGGCAGGGAGACAGCAGGAAGAGGACCCGAGUUCAGGCCAGCUCCAUCGUUUCCCGCUGUGUGACCUUAGCCUGUCGCCUCUGUGGGCCUCACUGUUUAGCAGCGCCCAGCCCCCGCCCAUGUUCCCCUCCCCAGGCCUGGGUCCAGACGAUUUGCCUCUGAGCUUCUGUCCCAUUCCUGUUGCAGGAGCCAUGAGCACGGAGGGCCCCAGUGCCCUCACAACUGGCACCCCGGGGAGCCCUGUGGAGGCAGCGGCCCCCCUGCCCGUGCUCAUUGCCUUGGCCUGCAUCUUCCUCCUGCUGGCCUCCUGUCUGCUGUUCAUGACCCUCUGCAAGCCGGCUGCACUGGACCCCAGCCGCCAGGCUCGAGAGCGCAUGCCCCACCAUCCCGGGAGCCCCAGCGAGCCCCAGCUCCGGCUCUGGACGCGCCUGGGCUCCCUGCGCCGCUCCCUGCACAGCUUCCGGCGUGGCCGGCCCGCACCGCCACGCUCCCUGCCGGACCACGAUAACAGCCAUGGCUGGGACUGCACGGAAUCUACCAAGAUAUGACAGGCUGCCCGCCGCCACCCAGGAUCUAGCCUCGGACCCUCCUCCCUCGGACACAGCCUGGCACCACAGGCUGCAGGAAGACAGCGGCCCCGACACCCUGUGUGCCUAGGCCCAAGGCCUUUCCCAGGAAGCCCUGGGAGAACACCUUCCUCUCUGCAGACCCUCCCGCCGCUGCCUGCUGAGACUGCUGGCUGGUGUGGGAAGCGGCAGCCUGGACCCUGGGCUGAGGCUCUGGAGACAACAACUGGCCCCCAGGGUUCCUCUCUGGCAACCAGGCACCAAGCGCCUCCAGGGAGCAGGGCCUGAUUCCCAGCAGAAGGCAUGCCCUCCCUCCACUGCCAAACCCAGCUCAGAUUUCAGUGCAAAUUGUGGAAUGGCUGACGGUUCCCUCCAGCCAAGUCUAAACUGUUGACAAGGUCCUGUUCUGCCCUGGGGCCCACUCAGGGCCCAAGGCAGAGGGGAACCCAGAGACUCCUCUCGCCUUUCCUGGGCCCUGUCAGCAUUGCCCAGCAAUCCCUAGCAAUCCCUGGGAGCAGCUGCACCCUGUGGUAGACCAGAUGCCUGGGUGCCUGCGGGGAGGGUAGGGGGAAGGGCAAGUGAGGCUCCCAAUACUGACCAGCCAAUUGCGACCCUGGCUGCUCCCCUUCAACGCACCCAUGUAGUGGGAUGGACCAGGAAGGGGCCGAGAAUGGGUUAACCCAGCGGUUCUCAACCUGUGGGUCGCAACCCCUUUGGCAGUCGAAUGACCCUUUCACAGGGGUCGCCUAAGACCAUCCUGCAUAUCAGAUAUUUACAUUAUGAUUCAUAGCAGUAGCAACAUUACAGUUAUGAAGUAGCAACGAAAAUAAUUUUAGGGUUGGGUCACAACAUCAGGAACUGUAUUUAAAGGGCCAGAAGGUUGAGAACCACUGGGUUAACCCUUCCUCCAGAAGCCAGGCCGGUGCUGUGUCAGAGUGGCAGGAGGCACUGCCAGCCGGCACUGCCAGCCACUGAAGGUGAUGCCACCUGGGCUCUGUGGACACAGCAUAGUGGCUCCGUGCCUCACCCAGGGAAGGCGGUGGGAGGGUCCAGACUUCUCCAGGACAGCUAUGGGACUUACAGCCUGGACCACACCGGGGUUCUAUCUUUUGGGUGAUUGCUUCAAUGACUAGCUACCUGUCUAAGCAAUCCCACGGAGGGCAGCUUCUCAGAAUCCCUUACUCUCCCUUCUCCUCCCAAAGCCAGGGCUCUGUGCUGUGGUUGGCUCCCACACUUGGAGAACGGGAAGAGGGGGAUCUGAGGGGCCGGCCAGGGUCAUCUCAUGCUUGGCCAUGGGGCUGCCCCUGUCUACCCUGCUAUGACCCACAAUGCAGCUGGCCAGGUCUUCUCAACGAGUGAGCUCUGGUCCCACUCCUCCCAGCUCCCAAACCAUCGCUGCUCCCUAGUGCUGGCUGCACAAAGCCACGCGCCUCCGCCUGGGAGCUCACAGAGGGCGAGACUGCGCCCAGCCCCUCACUGGGCUCCACCCGCUGGGGCACGGAAGAGUGAGGCUGGUUACUGAGUGAAGGGAGGCCCCAUCUGGGUACAUCCACCUGCCCCAAAGCCUAAGGAGUUAUGUUUUCCCUCAGAUGCCCCAGGGAGCUACUCUCUCUGCAAGCAGGCCCCGUGGAGAGGCCCAUGCCCCUUCCUCCAGGUCGGGAUGACGUCCCAGUCCUGCUUGGAUGGGAACUUCCGGGAGAAGCCGGUGCCUGCAUCUCGCCCCGAGGAAGGGGGAGAACUGGGCUGCCCCACAUGCCUGGCAGGUCUCGGACUGGUCUGCGGAGUGUUGUGUAAUAGAAACCAAUCCUUUGGGUUUAGAAAGUGGGGCAGGCCCCCUCCCAACAGGCUGUUACCCCUCCCUCUCCACCCCCUGGGCCUCCCUGAGACAUCCCAGGACGAAUUCCUCCUACAGUCAGUCCCCCAUGCCACCCCCUGGCCAGGUGCCCUGCUUGGCACUGGAGACCCGGGGUGGGGGGUGAGGCUGCCCUGAGGCCUGAGGGAGAAGGAAAGGCCUGGCCAUACCCCAGGGUAGGAGGUUUUCGGGUAGGAGGGGCUCUCCAAGCCCCCAGGAGCAGAUCCAGAGGGAGAGAAUUUCCCUCCUCCUCCGGGAACCAGCCAGGCCCUUGUAAAUCCCCGUGGUUUUCUGGACUCUUGGUGCCUCUGGGCGUCAGCACCCUGCUCCCAGUGCUUUCCUGCCUCCUCCUAGUCCCGAGGCAGGGUGUUGGGCGCAGUCCCAGCCUCCCAAGCCCAGAGCCUGUUGCAGCAGACAGGCCCAGUUUUGCUGUGUUUGGCUCAGCAUCCAAGCUGGAAACGCUUGCAGCGGAUGAAGAGGGUAAUUCAUUCCCAGCCUCCCCGGCCCCCCCCGCCACCCGCCCCCCUGCCCAGCGCAGAGGCCUCUGGGUGCUGGGAGGGCCCGGGCCCCACUUCCACGCCAUCCUCUCCCUCUGCGUCUGCCCCCUUUCUUCUUGUGCCUGGUUGCUUCCCAGGAGAGGAGCUUCAGCCAAGGGCCCAUGAAAGCCACUCUGUUCUGGGCAGUGCUGGGCCCUGGCUCCCUCCUCAACUCCUUUUCGGGAAAAUGCGACAAGGCCAUCUCCUCUCUGCUCUGAAAGGCCCACCUGGGUGGGGUGGGACAAGGCGAGGGCUGUGGGGAGGAGGGAGAAGAGGGGGCCAACGCCUCUUUUCUGUGUUUUGGGGCGGAGCCAGGGCCCUGUCCCUGAUUGCACAGUAACCUGGGGUCCUACUCUGUCCCAGGGAGGAGGGGGCCUGGGUCCCCCUUCCCCACGGCACUGGAUACUCCCGGGCAGCAGCUGGGCCCGCUCCUGUUUCCAUCCCUCCCCGCCAGGAUGCCACUGAGCACGUGCACUCAGACCCGACUGCGGCCCUGCCUGCCCCCAGCCCACCAGCCACCACCUACCUGCACG
This is a messenger RNA of Myotis myotis, 4850 nucleotides long. RefSeq names its product chromosome unknown C10orf105 homolog (gene CUNH10orf105). NCBI's taxonomy places the organism in Eukaryota, Metazoa, Chordata, Mammalia, Chiroptera, Vespertilionidae. Bases 1483 to 1911 code for a protein of 142 amino acids. The transcript has a single exon. The record is from RefSeq and is a predicted model, not a curated record.